UUAACAGACUUUCAGUGAAUCAGUUGUAUAUCAACACUCUCUCUGCAAUUUGCUCUGUAAUAGCAAUGGCUAAACUUCCAAUUGUUCAAUUCGAAGAUCUGAUUCUGAAAACUAUCGAAGACAAUCCAGUAGUCGUUAUCGUCGGCGAAACCGGCUCCGGCAAGAGCACACAGCUCUCGCAAAUGCUUCACCGCCGAGGCUACAGCAAAGCCGGAGUCAUCGGCGUCACUCAACCGCGCCGAGUUGCUGCCGUCACUGUUGCUAGACGAGUUGCGCAAGAGCUUGGGGUUACACUUGGAGAGGAAGUAGGUUAUGCGAUUCGGUUUGAAGAUAGAACGUCGGAUUUAACUCGAAUUAAGUAUCUAACUGAUGGAGUUCUUCUUCGAGAAAGUUUGUCGAAUCCGGAGCUUAAUCAGUAUUCUGUCAUUAUAUUGGAUGAAGCUCAUGAGAGGAGUCUGAACACGGACAUUUUGUUGGGAUUGAUGAAACGCUUGGUUAAAUUGCGUGCCUCCAAUUUAAAGGUUCUCAUAACAUCAGCUACUCUAGAUGGUGUAAAAGUAUCAGAAUUCUUUUCGGGUUGCCCCGUACUGAAUGUUCCUGGAAAGUUAUACCCUGUGGAGAUAAAGUACAGCAAUGAGCGUCCUACAAACUACAUUGAGUCUUGUUUGAAAACAGCUAUUGAUAUACAGGCUCGUGAACCUGAAGGUGACAUUUUGAUAUUCAUGACUGGACAGGAUGAUAUAGAGAAGUUGGUGGCAAAGCUGGAGGAUAGAGUCCGAAGCCUAGAGGAAGGGUCCUGCAUGGAUGCAAUAAUCCUUCCACUCCAUGGUUCCUUGCCACCUGAACAUCAGGUGCGUGUGUUUACUCCUCCACCUCCUAAUUGUAGGCGAAUAAUUGUUGCAACAAAUAUUGCUGAAACUUCUUUGACUGUUGAUGGCGUUGUGUAUGUUAUUGAUUCUGGGUAUGUGAAGCAGCGGCAGUACAACCCAUCAACAGGCAUGUACUCCCUUGAUGUUGUACAGAUCAGCAAAGUGCAAGCCAAUCAGCGUGCAGGACGAGCUGGAAGAACACGUCCUGGAAAAUGCUACAGAUUAUACCCUUCUCUUGUUUACGAAGAUGAUUUCCUUGAUGUGACUGUUCCUGAAAUACAGCGAUCUUCACUUGCUGGCUGUGUCCUUUACUUGAAGUCAUUAGAUCUUCCGGAUAUUGAUAUUCUCAAGUUUGAUUUUCUUGAUGCCCCUUCAUAUGAAUCUCUAGAAGAUGCUUUGAAACAACUAUAUCUGAUAGAUGCUAUUGAUGAAAAUGGAUCAAUUACUAGUGUUGGGCGGACAAUGGCUGAACUUCCAUUAGAGCCAUCACUUUCGAGAACCUUGAUGGAGGCAAAUGAUAAAGGUUGCUUGUCUCAGGCAUUAACUGUGGCUGCGAUGUUAUCAGCAGAAACGUCAUUACUUCCUGGUCAAAGCCGAAGUACCGAAAAGAAGCGCAAACACACUUCCUUAGAUCUUCCCGAUGGCUAUGGUUUGGGUGAUCACAUCCAACUGCUGCAGAUUUUUCUGAACUGGGAUCUGAAUGACUAUGAAAUUGAUUGGUGCAAAAGGAUCGGUUUGCAGGGGCGAGGAAUGAAGUUUGUCAAAGACGUUCGGAAACAGUUGUGUCAGAUAAUGCAGAAAAUAGCUAAAGGAUCAUCAGACGUAAGGGCAGGCUACAAGAAAGGCGAAAAAGAGUAUACGAAUUUGAGAAAAGCCUUGUGUGUGGGCUAUGCUAAUAAACUUGCUGAGAGGAUGGUUCAUCAUAAUGGCUAUAGAACUAUAGGAUUCAAGCAUCAACUGGUUCAGGUGCAUCCAUCUUCUGUUCUGAGAGCUGAUGAUUAUGGAAUGUUUCCGAAUUUCAUUUUGUACCAUGAGCUCAUUGCUACAUCACGUCCAUACUUACGCAACGUGUGCGCUGUGGAGAAUUCAUGGGUUUAUCCUAUCCUGGAAAAGCUGAAGAAACUAAAUGUUGUCAAGUUGAGUGGUGGUCUUGGCCAAAAUGUCACAGAAGGAACGGAGAGAAAGAUCUCAGACUUGCCAUUGGUAGAGGAUCUUGCUCGUUCUGGAGUUCCCGAUGAUGCUGAUCGUAGAAUCCAGGAAGCUAGGAAUCGGUUUCUUGCACGUAAAGCGACGAAAUGAGCACGGCCGUCAUCUGUUAUUUAUACAAGAGAUUGACAGCAUUUGCUUGUCAAAUUCUGGGUUGAGUUUCCUCUUCGUCUGGAAUUACGUCUUGAAAGGGAACUGCCAAAACAGAACUUGGGGUCAUGGAAUAUGAAAUGGUAUGAAGUUUUCUGCCGGAGUUUGGUCUUAAAGCGCAUUAUCGAUACUCGGGCUGCGAUGCUUGUUGACUCGUAUCUAAAGGAAAGAGCCAAACAUUAACAUUUCAAAAAUCUACAUUAAGUUCUGCAAGCUUACCAGUAGAUGAAGCAAACAAAAUCACUGAAGUCUUAAUUAGUCUGUUGUUUUCAUGGCCACAAUAUUGAGUUUGUUUAAAGUUUCCAUAAAGUUUCUUAUGUUCAAUAGUAUGUACAUAAUUUGGUUU
Mercurialis annua (annual mercury) is the source of this 2571-nucleotide messenger RNA. RefSeq names its product probable pre-mRNA-splicing factor ATP-dependent RNA helicase DEAH4. Gene Ontology annotation, cellular component: intracellular anatomical structure. The transcript is spliced from 17 exons. Gene Ontology annotation, molecular function: RNA binding; ATP hydrolysis activity. The record is from RefSeq and is a predicted model, not a curated record. Bases 66 to 2168 code for a protein of 700 amino acids. Lineage: Eukaryota; Viridiplantae; Streptophyta; Magnoliopsida; Malpighiales; Euphorbiaceae.